UGGACAUUAGACUUGUUGCAUUUCUUCAGGCUGUAGUGCCAGCUAGUUUCGUCAUCAUGGAUUUAUUCCUCGUAAGAGCAGGCUACUAUGUCCCUCACCCUCUCUUAUCUCAAAAACCUUAGCUCUUCACUUUUUUCCUCAUCCUGAUCCUCGCAAUAUGGCUGACUCGAAAUUGUUUCCGUCUCUCCUUGAUCAGGACUUAAAAGACGCAAUUGACACUCACCGGAUUUCCCUGCGGAAGGUAGCACCCAGUAUUCCCCGUUGUCAUUGUACUACCCCCUAGCCUGCCUCACGAAUGUGAGCGCCUCUUUGGUUGCUAGAGUCUAAAUAUCUGCUAUGCCUACUAAGAACUCUAGGUUACACACAGUCAGCGGUGCUUUAGCAGCUGUGUGCCCGUAGUUUGUCGCUCGCACCAAGUGCGCAUGCCUAUAACCGUCUUUGUGCUCCAUCACGUGUGUAGGGUAGGCCUCACCCUGUGGGCCCUACCCUAGAGACAAGAUUUCUGGAAAAACAAUCAACUCCAAAUGCGCCCCCGAUCUCACUCAUGGCCCCCACCUCAGGGCGUCAAGGAUGAGACUCGCCGGGUCCGUAGCACCCUCGCCUCUCUUGCGAGUGAGUUUGACAGCUCGCUUCGCUGGCAGAAGCGCAGGGAGGAGGAUAAUCGCUACAUGACUGACAAUGUUCGAAAACUCACCGAACACUGCCAGAAGGCUACAGUCACGAAAGAGCGCACCAAUCUUCGCUCCUCGUCCAUGUUUCACUUCCUUGCGGAAAAAUGUGACUAUAUGGAUGAAGAGCGUCGGGAGCAGAUCUAUGGUGCCCGUGGCUACCUCAACACCGGCUUCCCAAGCUCAGGGAAGGUCUUCAAGUACGGCGUGUGGGGCGGUGCCCGCCCACUGAGCCAGGAAGAACAGGAAAAACUUAGUCAGUGUCCACAGGGUGACGCUGCAAUCGAAGCCCUGAUGAAUGCUCGGCCUCCACCGAGGACUAAGCCUUACCCCUUCGAAUCCCCUGAAGUCCUUGCUAGAGGACAUCAGGUCAUUCUUGACUCCUCUCCGCCUAAGGCGGCCAUCCUCUACCCGAUUGAGCCACCUGUGGCGGGUGCGGAUGGGGCCCUCUGGUGGAAUGGGCACCAGGUCAAAAAGCUCGUCCCGAUCUUCUCACUCGGUCAGAAGUUCUCUGAAACCCUGGGCACGUGGGAGAAGAUUAGGUCCAUUGCUAAUGAAAAGCAUGACAAUGCGACGGCGUCUGCGAUCUCGGAGCACCUGUCUCUGCCGGGCCUCCCCGUCGUUGUUGAGGCCAUUCAGUAUUGCGCUGCCCCAUCUGUGCCUGCUCCCGCUCUCUUUCUCAAGAGACAGCUCCGGCACCAGAUCAGCAUCGAAAAAGGAGAACUCACCCUCUGGGAGCACGAGCACACCAUCACGGGCGGCUCGCCGCCGAGCCCCCCGUCAACCGAUGGCGGUGACUUCUUCCCAGUGAUCAGCAAGAUUGAUUUGUGCAGCGCAUACUUCCAACUUGCAAACGAUCUUCCGUGGGGCGAGUAUGUCCUGACAUACUGGGACCCGACUUCCUGCAAAGUGUGCCACUGUGUGACCCCAGCGAUCACGUUUGGGAACCUCCACUCAGUUUUUCACUUCUGUGGUGCUGUCAGUCGCCUCAUUGAGCAGAUUUGCAGGAGACUUCUCGGCAUCCCUGUCCUGGUGUAUGUUGAUGAUAUCCUUAUCAUCUCCUCGCCAGACUUAGCCCCAGCCUAUCACCAGAUAGUGAAAGAGCUGCUCGCGAUGCUGGGAUUGCUCCAGUCGGACCGAAAGGACCACGUUGGUAAACCUGGCAAACCAACUGAAACCCUUGGGUUAGAUGUAACCCUCGAGGUCUCUCCACAAGGAAACUGUGUCGUCUGCUCAAUGCCUGAAGCAAAAAUCAGAGAUGCAGCAGAACAGUGUGACCUGGUCAUUGACAAGAUUCGGCGCAAUAGUGUCAAUCUUAGCGAUCUCCAGAAACUCCUUGGAACUGCAACGUAUCACCUAUACUGGCGCCACUACCUUCAUUGUGGCCCAGCAAUUGGGUGGUUGUACCAGUUCACGUCCCCGAGGUUCUUUAGCAUUCUCAAGAACUCUAAGGGCGUCCGCAAAUCUGCAAUCAUCUUUGCAGACCUGCUGAAGUGUGCGAUUCUCGGAGGUGCCGCUACAAAUGCGCUCCGAAUCAAACACCUCAACCUCUGCUCCGGCUCUGUUGACCUGUUCACAGAUGCGGCCCUCUCAAACAAUCAGAAAGAUGUCUGGAUGGGUGGGGUGCUAUUUGCUCACGACCUCCCGCAGCCUGUGCACUUCUCCCUGAAGUACACCAUGCACAAGUCUGCAAUCAAGUUGAUGCCGGAAAUCUUGUGCAAUCGCUUCAUCUUCUUCUAUGAACUGUUAGCGAUACACAUUGCUUACAACAUCUUCAGGAAGUGGAUUAAGCAGCGCCGCCUAUCUCUUCACUGUGAUAAUCAAGCAGCAGCUUUCUCCCUGGUUAAUGGGCACUCUGCCUGUCCCUGCGGUGCAGCGCUAACGAGAGCGAUUGUCUCCCAGGCUCACAGUGACUGCGUUGUCAUGGCUCUGCAGUGGGUCAAGAGUAAGCGAAACCCAGCUGACGCGCUGACACGGCCAGAACUCUUCCAUAGCUUCACUCGUAUCACGAACAGCGUCUCAAUUGACACCGAGAUUCCGCCCUCAGUCUGGGCAGGGGUUGUGGAUAAGGUCAAGCAAGAGGCUGCGCUAGAGAUAGAGCAACUCUCUCGUGCCGCAUCUCUGGUUGAGGAUGCCAGCGCGUGCUCGGAAUCUCGCAAGAGAUCCCGACAACAGGCUGGUCUAUGAACAGGAGCUGUCGAUAUGGCCAAUGGAGUUAAGCCUCGCGGCUCACACCAUGGCUAAUAGACGCUCCCAGUGGGCUGCUUGGGUCACUUGGUUCAACAACAAGUACCCCUUUCGGCCCUUCAUCUUCCCGCCUGGUGUUGCUGAUGUUGCCAGACUCUCAAUCCCUACGGUCACCUGUGGGUGUGAGGUCUUUGAGUUUGGAAAACAUCUCAUCGAGCAAGACCUCUCAAAAUCCUACCACCUUUACCUUGGUACGGUGCUCCAAAGGAUGCGCUUGCUCAACAAGCUCGACUUUGGCUCACCCUUUGCCCUUGAAAACCAGAAAGGCAUGUAUCGGGCCCUGAACCGAAUCCGUGACGAAUUCUCUCGGAAGAAGGCGCUCCCGGUGCCCUUUUCCAGAAUUCAGAGUCUCGCCCCUCUUGCGAGGGCGCGGGCUAAAGCCUGGAUUGGGAGUAGCCUCCGCCUGUCCUCGAUGUCAUCUGUCACUCGCAACCUCGUCCAUGUCCUCCCUAGUCACCCUCAGUUCUCUCUCGUCCUCACGACACACGUAAAGGUGGUUAAGUCUGAGGACUUGUUUGGUAACGUCCUCCCCACGAGGUUCGUGACCCCAGAGAUCUUUGAUGUGCCUGAGGGCGUCCUUCGCCGCCUAGCAGCAGACGCCAAAACCACGCCUCAUGGUUUCCGGCGCUCCGCUGCGAUGGCGGUAAGGCUGCAGUUUGUCAAGCGUGGCAUCUUUGACGUCAAAGACAUCUCCCAAACCUCUCGGGACAGAAUCUGUGAUCACUUCGGGUGGUCUAGAAAGUCCCUUGGGGCGAUGUUCCAUGGCUAUACCAAGGACUGGUCCGCCUUUACAGAAUUUCAUCUGUUUUUCCCGCAAGAAGUGAUGGACUGGCUCACAGAUGGGAACUGUGACAAGGAUCAACAGUUCCCCGACGUCUGGAAAUUCUAAAAUACGAACCUCGUUGAGAACUGGUAAUGCUCUGCCUUUCCUAGUGACUAAAUAAACAUACCUACUCUAAAUGGCCCCGCUGGCGCGCAGCAACAGCCCUCCUCGCUCAACCCGCUGCGCGAGGGCCGCCCUUCGCUUAUUGCGUGUCUGAAAUCCGACGUAUGAGCGGUAAAGAUGGAGCAAGGGUCCCUGCAGGUGUAGUGUUUUGCAUGAGGCCUGCGUUGCAGACCUCUGUCGCCCUAGCACUUGGGAUGCGCGUCGUGUGGCAGUGCCGAAACUGUCCUAGUUCACGUCCUCUGCUCCAUCAUGUGAUUCUGCCCGACCACCUCACGGUGGCCUGGGAACAUCACCUCUGUGGGGUGCAAACGCAAUGCAUCAUCACUUCGUGCAUCCCCGUGCUAGCUGCGAUUACAAGUCUACUGCGGUGCUGCCUCUAGCGUGUGCUGGCGCAGAAAGUAGAUUUACUUAUGGACUCAAUAGGGGCGAGUGCCACUGCGCCGCUCUCUAGGUGCAGUGAAAAACCCCUGUACUAAGGGGCGCCCCCAACCCCUGAAUCCGGCGUACGAACGGUAAAGGUUGACGGGCUAGCUGUGCUGAACUCCCCUAUCCGUAACUAACCUCACCUAUAGUUCUUUGCUAAGCUAUUAACUCUUUUUGCUAAGCUAUUCUGCACCCAAUCAGUGCUUCAGAUCUCCUCUCUCACACCACUCGUCUCCAGGAGAAUACUUUCCUGUCAACGUGGCUGCGGUGACCGAUUCUCUGGGUCCUGCCGAGGUGAUCGAGUUUCAAGAUUCAGCAAACCUCUCUGCUACCGCAUUCGUCUUGGACUCUAAACCUUGCGAUCGUCGAUGCAUCUGCCUCUCUGGAGGGCACGUCUCUCCGAGUGCGAUCUUCCGUUGGGGAUGCCGUACGCUGUCCCCUCAACCUCCGGUAGUGGUCUUGCAGGACGCAGGCCUCAAAAGUGAUGACCUACUGCAGACAAGUUGUUGAAUGAUGCAACCUUGUGUAUCUCCCUCUCAGCUUGAUCUAAAACAACAACCACUGUAUGGACCUACUUACCUCUUGUUCACGCCGUCUAAUCUGCUCUAACGGCCUCACCUUUUCUUUUUGCAAACGAGUGAUCCCUGUAUUAAUGCAUCAACAAGAUUCAGAAAACUUCUUGUAUGUGCCUUCAAGUUUCUUCUUCUCGUCACACGAGUAAUGACCUUUUGAUCGUCACGCGAGCUGCCGCAGGCAGCCUUUGGUACAAC
Amoebophrya sp. A25 is the source of this 5054-nucleotide messenger RNA. NCBI's taxonomy places the organism in Eukaryota, Dinophyceae, Syndiniales, Amoebophryaceae. The record is from the annotation of a GenBank genome assembly.